AUGUGGAAGGCCAUCUCAAAGCUCAAGGCCAAGUUCAAGCCCGGGCCGAAGAAGGCCCCGCCACCUAAGAUGAGCGAGUCGGAGGCGUUGCAGCUUCGGAUCGCGAUCAGCAAGGAGUAUCUCGACAGGGCGAAAAGGGAGGGGGGGUAUACCGUGCUAGACGAUGCUCAGGGGGCCGAGGUCAACAACGACAAGGAUAGAGAGGAGACACAAUGGAUCGAGCGGAUGGAAAAGACCAAGGAGAUCAAGCGGCGGCCGCCAUCACUCGUAACCAUUGCGGAGUGUUCCAAGACGGCGGCAGAACGACGGCCGUUGCCUUGCCCUCCUAAGGAAAGCACCUACAUGACAGCUGUGGGUACAAUCUCCCGGUCAACAGGCCUCGAGCCGCUCACCUUGCCGGGCCCUGCUAUCCCUCUAGCCCCGGGAGCUUCAACAACCCGCGCCGACACCGUCUUCGUUGUUAAACAUAACACCAGUGCUUACAACCUGUGGAAACCACUCCCUCGGCCACCGCCAGGCACACCCACCUUGGAGCAGGGGACACGGUCGACUUCGCCUGUGCCCUCGCUUUCGCCUCUACCAUCGCCCAUUUCGCCCCUGACCCGGCCCGCUCUACGAUUUGAAGCAUAUAUUCCUCCCACUGUGGCGUAUCUGGAAGCGUUGGAGCUGAGCGACGAUGAGGUGGAAGCACAACACGACGGGUAUAAGACCGAUCGGAACAAGACGUACAAGGAUAAUACAGACUGGGACAAUAAACACGGCAAACACUCCAAGCACACCAAGCACGGCCAAUACACCAGCCCCAGCAACACCCCCACCACCAUCGCCAACCACCGUGCCCAAGCCCUCCGCCGUCUCGAGUCCAAGCCAGACCUCACCGACAACACGACCCUCGCCACAUUCGGUCUCAAGGCGCAGGCCUCCAUCGAGGGCUUGUUCCGCCUGCUCGCCCAACCAGACGCCAAAGCCCAGAUCCAACACCAGCUCCGACGAUCCUCACGCCACGGCCACCGCACGUCCCACCGACAGUCCCAGUCCCAUCGGCAGAGCCAGCAAGCCUUCUAUCAUGACCCCUCCAAGAUACCGCACAGGUCCAUCUACCGGAGCUAUUUCGAGAAGCUAAGGGCAGGUCAAAACCCAACGCCGCCGCCUAAAUCACGCUACCAACGCGAUGCUGAACCUGAUGCCGAGUCUGACAGCAACAUGACCACCGCGACGGCCGGCACAGCCACAAAAACCAUAGCCACAACCAAAACCGCCAAAACAGCGGCAUCCUCUGGCUUUUGGCUGCCCCUUCUCGAUAGCCUACAACGACCCCCUUCACCAUCCCCACUCUCACCAGCCCCUCUCCUCGCUUCUUUCUAUCAUAACCAUAACUCGGUGCUGGACGCUGAGCAGUACUAUAACGGGACUGUGUUGGAUCAUAUCCCUGGCCUUAACCCUAAUUCCAUCCAUAACCAUAAACCUAACCCUAAACCCAGCGUGGCUUCAUCGUCGUCAGAGGCACGACGGCAGGGACGUGGGCAAGCGGGGGAUGUCCUGCCGCGGGGGAAGGGUAAGAGGACUGGACUGGGAAGGGGACUGGGGACGGGGACGGGAUUGCGAAGGGGACAGGGAAGACAGCAAGUGGAGGAUUGGUUUCGGCAGCGGGAUGGUCGGGAACGCGUUAGCGAUGGUGAUGAUAGUGAAGCAAAAGGUGACGGUGAACCUGGGACAGGGAUAGGGUUAGGGAUAAGGUAUGAACAGGACAAGGACAUAAAGGACAAGGAAAAGAGGCUGGUAGAUGUUAUAGGGGUGGAUAUGAAGGGUGGUAAGAGAGAGGGGAGGGUGUGGAGGGUGGUGGGGGAUCAGUGGUCGGAGGGUGAUGAUGAGGAGGAGGAUGAUGGCCAAGAAAAGGAUGGGGGGGAGGGCAUGGUGGAUGGGGAAAGGUGGGAGAGGGUGAAGAGGGUGGGGGAUGGGGGGGUUGCUUGGACUUGGAAGUGA
Molecule: messenger RNA, 1983 nt
Organism: Dichotomopilus funicola
Lineage: Eukaryota; Fungi; Ascomycota; Sordariomycetes; Sordariales; Chaetomiaceae
Exons: 1
Coding region: 1-1983 (660 amino acids)
Source: RefSeq, a predicted model, not a curated record